UGUCGUUAAUUAGGUCUGUUUUGUUGGAGAUUCACGCAAUGCGUGUAAUUGGGGUCGGGCGAUUAAUCGAUCGGUACGUGCCAAUUUAUGUCUAAGGAGAUUUUUGCCAUCGCACGCCUGGACACGCUCCAAAUAUUUCACAUUUUGGCAGAAGUCAGGUAUGUGUACGAUCCUCGAACAUCAAUCCAGUUCAAAGCGUGAAUACAAUUAAAUGUAUUUGAUAGAAAAUUACUUAUCGAUAGGUACGGUAGAUAAUUUCAGAUUUGAAUUUGAUUUUAUCAACGAGUACCUGUCGAUACUACAGUGAUCGAUGGCGUGUGCUUGUCGAUAAUAUCGUGAUCGAUUACAAAUACAGUAGGAUCACCAGUGGAUUACCCAUGGUUACAAAGGUAAAACAGUCGUAUAUGAAAAAGUAAAAUAAAACUACUAAAGUUAUUCAUUUAAUAAAUUUGUCAAACUUUUUACUCUCAAUUUUUAUUAUUAUUUCUUUUACAGAUUUCCAUUCACUUUUAUCAGUGGAAUAGAAAAGUAAUAAAACGUCGAACUUUCUGCAAAUUUCACCUCUCCAAGGAGAUAUUGUAAUCGAUUGUAAGUACUCAUCCAUAUCAGUUAUCGAUUCGCAAGACCAAAUCUUGUAGUAACUUAGUUAUUUGUUUGCGCAGAUAGUGGAACACGUAACACAGAGCGAUGAAAAAUCCAGGCCGGGGGUAGAAUGGUCCAUAAAACAAAUUAGAGCCAAGAACUUAAAUUUGGCAUCGACCAAUUGCAGACGCCGCGACGACGACGUGGUAUGUUUCUUGUAGUCAACCUAAAUCCUAAACAAGCAUGACACUCUCGCAGCCAAGAGUUUCUCGUUCCUCGUUCCGCGCGAUGCAGGUUAACAAAGGACACAUAUUUGUUGUUUUUAUUUUUUGUUUUAGUUCACGAUACACAGCGACUGUUAGCACGUGCAAACUUCGUCUUUUAGCAAAGGUAACAAAUAGACGAUGGGAGGGAGUUUGAAAAAGAUCCAGGAGUUCCUCUGCGAGGACAGGUACGUAUAGUCGAAACACUUCAUUGGAAUUCGUAUUCUGCUGAAUAAUAAUACCGAUAUCCUCGGAACGACGAUAAUAUUAUCCCUGAAAUGCAGUUCGAACUACCCGCAUGCACGUGGAUCCCCAAAAGCAGCAUCACACGCGUGCUCAGUACCGAACGAAGGCGUGGACUUUAAGGAUUGCAGCUCAGAGGUCCCAGAAAAUACUUUUAGCGAUUGCGGCACGGGGAGCGGACAAAUCGGAAGACACGCCAUGUAUCGACGACAGCCGGUUUUAUCGGAACCCCAAUGCACCGGCUCGCAACGUUUGGUCGCCAAUUGAGUGCGCCAAGUAUUACCUCUGCUUAGACAACGAGGUGUUCGAGUUCAAAUGCUCCCAAGGUCUGCUGUUCGAUGUCUCCAGGCAGAUGUGCGACUUCAAGGCGAACGUCGACAACUGCGACGUGACCUCAGAGACGCAACCACCGAGACCGCUACUCGGGGACGGUGACUGCGAGGAGAAGCAUUUGGCUUGCGGUGACGGUACGUGCUUUCCGGCUGCAUACUUUUGCGACGGGAGCGUUGACUGUCCCGAUGGCUCCGACGAAGGCUGGUGUGACGUUCGAAACGAUCCGAACGGCGCGUUACCCUGCAAUCCAAAGGAAUGCCAGUUGCCAAAUUGCUGGUGCUCCGAGGACGGAACGAAGAUUCCUGGUAACUUGACGGUAUCGACGAUCCCUCAGAUGAUAACGAUCACUUUCGACGACGCCGUGAACGCUGAGAACUUCGAGCUUUACGCCAAAAUAUUUUCCAACGACAGGAAGAACCCGAAUGGGUGCCCCGUCCGCGGGACUUUCUACGUCAGUCAUCAGUACACCAAUUACAGAGACGUGCAGUAUUUGUGGAACGUUGGACACGAGAUCGCCGCGCACUCUGUCACGCAUCGUGGGCCCGAGGAGUGGUGGUCGCGAAAUGCCACUAUCGAGGACUGGUUUGAUGAGAUGGUUGGUGUGGCAAAUAUCAUCAAUAAAUAUGCUGGAGUUAGGCUGAAAGACAUCAAUGGUUUAAGGGCGCCCUUCUUACGCGUCGGUUGGAACAGGCAAUUUCUGAUGAUGUCGGAAUUUGGCUUUGUCUACGAUUCUUCCAUGCUGGUCCCCUUUUCUAAUCCGCCUAUUUGGCCCUACACGUUAGACUACAAACCUCCUCACGAUUGCAUAGGUCCUGAGCAACUCUGUCCAACUCGUUCGUAUCCAAAUCUCUGGGAACUUCCACUAAAUCAACUUUUGGCAGAUAAAUACGUCUGCACGAGGAUGGAUUCAUGUUCACCGAAUUUAUCGGGCGAAGAUGUGUACAACAUUCUGAUGUUCAACUUCAAAAGGCAUUACCUCAGCAAUCGUGCCCCACUGGGUCUACAUUUACACGCAUCUUGGUUUCAGAAUCCAAUGUACUUUUACGUCUUGACUAAAUUUAUGGACGACGUACUCCGUUUGAAUGACGUGUAUUUCGUGACGAGCUAUCAAGUCAUCGAAUGGAUGCGUAAGCCAACGUCCUUAGACACCAUCGAGAGUUUCGAGCCUUGGCGAUGUGACAAGCGACAAUUUAAGUCAUACGAAAUUGCUUGCGAUUUACCUAGCAGUUGUAAAUUACCUAGCAGAGUACUCAAGUCGUAUCGUUAUUUAAAUACAUGUUUCGAAUGUCCCAAAGAAUAUCCAUGGCUGAGAAACGAGUUUGGAUCGGAAUGA
This is a messenger RNA of Hylaeus volcanicus, 2754 nucleotides long. RefSeq names its product chitin deacetylase 1 (gene ChLD3). Lineage: Eukaryota; Metazoa; Arthropoda; Insecta; Hymenoptera; Colletidae. The transcript is spliced from 10 exons. The record is from RefSeq and is a predicted model, not a curated record. Bases 1144 to 2754 code for a protein of 536 amino acids. Gene Ontology annotation, cellular component: extracellular region. Gene Ontology annotation, biological process: carbohydrate metabolic process. Gene Ontology annotation, molecular function: chitin binding; protein binding.